Poecilia reticulata (guppy) is the source of this 1874-nucleotide messenger RNA. The record is from RefSeq and is a predicted model, not a curated record. NCBI's taxonomy places the organism in Eukaryota, Metazoa, Chordata, Actinopteri, Cyprinodontiformes, Poeciliidae.
UUUACUUUCGGUUCUCUGGUCAGUAUUUUUGGCCGUCGUUGCCACUCCGGUUUCUUGAAGUCUGUUUUUUUUUUUUCUUUGAUGUAUUUGGCCCAUGGGUCUCGCUCCAAGUCUCACUCCUUUGGAUUUAGCCACCACAUCGAUGAAUUAAGUUGACUAAGAUGGAUGCAAGCUGUUGAGGAGAGGUCAAAGGGAGGCGGAAUUGCAGAUUUUGCAGGUGGGACAAAGCUUUAAAAACAUCAUAUGUGACUGGGUAAAGCAGGAAUGCAUUGUGAGGUGGAUUAUCCAAAACACAACAUGGAUUCCUAAAUGUUUUUAUGGAGAUAUAUAUUUUCUUGUCUAAACAAAGAAUAGGUGCUGGUGAGAGCAACAACCCUACACCUUUAGUGGGUCAUCGGCUGAUCAAAUAGGAUCAUCUCUUCUUGGGACUAAUGCAGAUGGUCUCCAUCGCUCAGUGAAAUGGAGACAGAGCCGUGUUGUGAAGAGCAGAGGGGUGGUGUGUUGGAUCCCACAGAGCCCGAGGUGGCGGAACGCAUUUCUGAACCUGCAGACUGCGAUCCUCUGAACAAACUGCCUUGUGGGCCUCCAGAACAAGGUGAAGAACUCUGUGGGAAAGACCCAUCUGAACUCGAGAACCAUGCAGUCGAGAGUAAAGACACGGAGAUAAAUAGCUUAUCCAACUGCGAGCAAGAGAGAGGACAAGCAGAAUGCAAGGUAGAGAAAAAACUGAAGAAAACAAACAGCUGGAAGAUGGUUCGGUUUCAAGACCCCUCGACAGAAGAAGAUGUUGUGGAGAGGGACAGCUCAGCAGAGAUUCUCUUUCCAGAAUACGCUGUGGAAGAAUGGACAUGUGCUCAGUUUGAGGAGCUUUUCGCGGCAGAGGACUGGGAGGAUAUCACAGAGGACCGGCUGUUGAGGAAGAAAAUUCUGGAAUCAGGAGACGAACAGGUCCCGCGCUCCACCUGGGGUCAAGAGGUCACUGUGAAGAUGCAGGGCGUUCUUGAGGACCGAACUGUGGUGGAGAAGGACUGCAAACUUGUCUUUGUUAUUGGAGAAGGAGAUGUAAUACAGGCUCUAGAGGAGUGUGUCAUGUCCAUGCAGAAGGGGGAGAUCACAUUACUGCUGGCAGAUUCCCAGUAUGCCUAUGGACUUCUGGGAAGAGAACCUGACAUCCCUGCAUGGGCUCCACUACUCUACCAACUGCAGCUGCUGGACAUCAGAGACAAACCGGAUCCGGAAACUCUGCCCAUCGCCGACCGCAUCCGCGUCGGCAACCAGAAGAGAGAGCGAGGAAACUUUCACUUCCAGAGAGAGGAGUACAGCCUGGCUGCCAGAGCGUAUUAUGUAGCUCUGGAGGUGCUGACCACACACAGCCAAGAUGGCAAUGAUGUCGGCAUGAAGGAGGAGGAGGAAGAGGUGCGGGAAUACCGGGUGAAGUGUCUGAACAACCUGGCCACCGCUCAGCUCAGACUGGAGCAGUUCGACGAGGCACUGCACACCAGCCGGGACGUCCUGACCCUCCAGCCCAACAACGUCAAGGCCCUUUUCAGGACCGGAAAGCUGCUGUCCGAUAAGGGUGAAUACAAAGAGGCCAUGGAGGUGCUAAAACAGGCCUUGAAACUGGAGCCAACCACCAAGGCAAUCCAUGCAGAAUUGUCCAAACUUGUCAAACGACAAUCGGGAGGCAAAGAUAUGCAACAGUGGAGAAUCAAGCCAGCAAAGGUGCUCGGAGAUGAUAUCACACCAUUCCUUAUUCCUACUAAGAAAAAGUCUUCAGGACUUUCCUGGAAGUUCAUCCUGGGAGCUCUGGUGGUGGCCUUGGGCAGCUUGGUGACAUCUGUGAUUAUGACCGCAAGAAACUAAAAAUCCUCAGC